AACUGGUCACUGGAGGCUGCAGGUCUCAUCAGCUCAAGAGCACCGAGGUAAGAACGGCUCCCCGUCCCUGUGCCCUCACACGGGUUUGUCUUCUUCGGUCCCAGAGUCUCAGAAUGAAACUCGGGCUCCACCUCCUCCUCCUUUCUCUAGUCACAUCACCUGCAUCUGGGAAGAACAAGGAAGCCGUGGGCCUCCCGGAGAAUGGGGCAAAAUCCCCCUCAGCCGAAGGGAGGUGGGGGCAGCUGGACCCCACAAACCUAAGCAUGCCUCUCCUCCCAGCCGACUUCCACAAGGAAAACACAGUGACAAACGAUCUGAUGGUGGAAGAGGAGGGGGAGGACGACUACCUGGACCUGGAGAAGAUCUUCGGCGACGACGAUGACUACAUUGACAUCAUCGACGCCGUCUCCCCCACGGACCCGGAGGCCCCGCCCAGAAACAUCCUGGAGCUGUUCCAGGGGAAGAGUCGAAUCCAGCGCCUCAACAUUCUCAACGCCAAGUUCGCUUUCAACCUGUACAGGACCAUGAAGGAGGCCGCCGACCCCACCAGCAACAUCCUCCUGGCGCCCGUGGGCAUCUCGACGGCCAUGGGCAUGAUCUCCCUGGGCCUGAGGGGAGGCACGCACGAGCAGGUCCACUCUGCCUUGUACUUCAAGGACUUUGUGAAUGCCAGCAGCAAGUACGAGAGUCAGACCGUGCACAACCUCUUCCGGAAGCUGACCCAUCGCCUCUUCAGGAGGAAUUUUGGCUACACUCUGCGGUCAGUGAACGAUCUUUACAUUCAGAGGCAAAUUCCCAUCCUGGAGGACUUCCAAAACAAGAUGAGGGAGUAUUACUUCGCCGAGGCCCAGCCUGCUGAUUUCUCAGAGCCCGCUUUCGUCACCAAGGCCAACGACCGUAUCCUGAAGGUCACCAAGGGCCUCAUAAAGGAUGCCCUGGUGAAUAUAGACCCCGUGACACAGAUGAUGAUUCUGAACUGUAUUUACUUUAAAGGUACCUGGGUGAACAAAUUCCCAGUGGAAAUGACACAUAAUGCCAACUUCCGCCUGAAUGAGAGAGAGGUGGUCAAGGUCCCCAUGAUGCAAACCAAAGGCAAUUUCCUCGUGGCCAACGACCAGGAGCUGGACUGCGACGUGCUGCAGCUGCAGUACGUGGGGGACAUCAGCAUGCUGAUCGUGGUGCCGCACAAGCUGGCGGGCAUGCGGGCGCUUGAGGCCCAGCUCAGCCCGCGGGCAGUGGAGAGAUGGCAGAAGAGUAUGACCAACAGAACCCGUGAGGUGCGCCUGCCGAGGUUCAAGCUGGAGAAGAACUACAACCUCGUGGACGCCCUGAAGUCGAUGGGCAUCACGGAGCUGUUUGACCACAACGGGGACUUCUCAGGAAUAUCCGACCAGAAACUCGUCAUCGACUCGUUCAAGCACCAAGGCACCAUCACGGUGAACGAGGAGGGCACCCAGGCGGCCGCCGUGACCACCGUGGGCUUCAUGCCCCUCUCCACGCAGGUUCGAUUCAUCGUCGAUCGCCCCUUUCUGUUCCUUAUCUAUGAGCACCGCACCAGCUGUCUGCUCUUCAUGGGCCGGGUGUCCAACCCCAGCAAGUCAUAGAGGCACAGGCGGGGCUCCCAGAGGAUCCUGUGAUCAUUACCGUUUCCUUACAAUGGCGCCCGAGGGGAACCUGUGGGCAAUGCCGAGGGCCAGGGCUCACGAAAGCAACCACAGCUCAAGGGAAUUCUGUGGGAACCACUCUGUGUAGCACAUGGUCCCGAGUCUCGAGAAGCUGCACACGCCUGCGCGUGCAGUCAAUGAAUACAUUAAAAGUGUCCUUAAGGAGCCGACGAUCUGACGUCCUGUUUCUUUAGUGCUGCGGCCUCACACAGGCUGACUCCUAGGCUUCUGCCCCGUUCUGUGCCACCCUCACCCCUUGGGUUCCUUCGCUCUCGUGGCCUCCAGCCGUGCUGAGAGGGCUGGCGGCCUGUCCCCCACGACGCUGGCAUCUGUUACAAGGCCCCACUACAAAGCACUGUGCAUGGGCUGGGGCUGUCACUCCCUGCGACGCGGAGGACGAGAGGUUCCCACUCUAGGCGCCAAUAAACAUAAACCACUUUUAA
This is a messenger RNA of Vombatus ursinus (common wombat), 2107 nucleotides long. It is a transcript of the gene SERPIND1, whose product is annotated as serpin family D member 1. Gene Ontology annotation, biological process: blood coagulation; negative regulation of endopeptidase activity. Bases 114 to 1604 code for a protein of 496 amino acids. NCBI's taxonomy places the organism in Eukaryota, Metazoa, Chordata, Mammalia, Diprotodontia, Vombatidae. Gene Ontology annotation, molecular function: serine-type endopeptidase inhibitor activity. The transcript has 5 exons. The record is from RefSeq and is a predicted model, not a curated record.